UGCUAUUCACUUUAAUGCAAAUUUGUCCCGCAAAACAAAAUUAAAUAAAGAUGGCACACCAAUGAUCAAGAUAUCAUAUCCAAAGUUUAAAGGGGGUGAAGCCACAGUUCGAGAUAUAAAAGAAAAACAAAACUUUGAUUAUGUUGAUGAGAUCUACCAGACAUAUGUGAGAGCAUCUCAAAAUGGCAGUCUUAAGAUAGCUUAUGAACAGCUGAAUAAGAUGGCACCUGCUCCCAUGAACACCAUGCUUGAAAAAGAGAGAAGAGAAAUAGCUGUGAUGAAGAGAAAUGCCAGAAAAACCAUUGUUGUUGAAGAUAUGCCUCCAACAACACCAGUUUCAGUAGUCCUUACUCAAGAAAAGGCAGCAAAGGGUGGCAAAUCAUCUGCCAACAGAGCAAAACCAAGGUGUUCUGUCUGCAGAAAUUUAAUGGCAGGACAUAGCAAAAUAAAGGACUGUCAUUUGGAUUAA
This is a messenger RNA of Xenia sp. Carnegie-2017, 469 nucleotides long. RefSeq lists its product as uncharacterized. The record is from RefSeq and is a predicted model, not a curated record. The transcript has 3 exons. The coding region runs from base 62 to 469 and encodes 135 amino acids. NCBI's taxonomy places the organism in Eukaryota, Metazoa, Cnidaria, Anthozoa, Malacalcyonacea, Xeniidae.